Molecule: messenger RNA, 837 nt
Organism: Cryphonectria parasitica EP155
Lineage: Eukaryota; Fungi; Ascomycota; Sordariomycetes; Diaporthales; Cryphonectriaceae
Product: 3,4-dihydroxy-2-butanone 4-phosphate synthase
Exons: 2
Coding region: 1-696 (231 amino acids)
Biological process (GO): riboflavin biosynthetic process; aerobic respiration
Cellular component (GO): cytosol; mitochondrial intermembrane space
Molecular function (GO): 3,4-dihydroxy-2-butanone-4-phosphate synthase activity
Source: RefSeq, a predicted model, not a curated record
AUGACCUCGGAAACCCUCGACCGGUCCGAGUUCGACUCGAUACCAGACACCAUCGCAGCCUUCCGUGAUGGCCAGUUCAUAGUUGUCCUCGACGCCCCGACACGCGAGAAUGAGGCCGACCUCAUCAUCGCCGCCGAGUCCAUCACCGCCGAGCAGAUGGCCUUCAUGGUCCGUCACUCCUCGGGCUACAUCUGCGCCCCCCUGGCCCCUCAUCUCACCGAGACCCUCGCUCUGCCCCAGAUGGUCGCCCGGUCUGAGGACCCUCGAACCACCGCCUACACCGUCACCGUCGAUGCCGCCGACCCCUCCGUCACCACCGGCAUCUCCGCCCAAGACCGCGCCCUGACCUGCCGCACGCUGGCUGACCCGAAUGCCACCGCCGAGAGCUUCCGGCGGCCCGGUCACGUCCUCCCGCUUCGUGCCCGGCCCGGCGGCGUCAGGCAGCGCCCCGGCCACACCGAGGCCGCCACUGAGUUUUGCCGCCUCGCGGGGAAGAGGCCGGCCGCCGUCAUCUGCGAGAUUGUCGAUGACGGCCAGGAGGUCGAGGGUCAGGCCAUCUGCAGGGCCCCUGGCAUGCUGCGCGGCGAGGCGUGUGUUCGGUUUGCGAGGAGAUGGGGACUUAAGGUGUGUACGAUUGAGGCUCUAGUCGACCAUGUCGAGAAACUGGAAGGGAAGCUGGAGAUGAACGGGUCAUAAGGUGUGAAACAAAAUUGAAGAGCCCAAAGGGCGCCUGAGGGUUUGGACUGGCUGGGUCUCAGCAUGAUCAUCUCUUGGAAGCAUCUUGACGUGGUGUGAGAGGAAAAAGAAACAAUAGAAGAACGGCAUUUAUAGAUAUGG